Messenger RNA from Schistosoma turkestanicum, 624 nucleotides. The record is from the annotation of a GenBank genome assembly. Lineage: Eukaryota; Metazoa; Platyhelminthes; Trematoda; Strigeidida; Schistosomatidae.
AUGUCUAAGGGAAAUUCUCCAUAUAUUCAUAUUGAAAGAACACUCUUUAUUAUUAAACCAGAUGUUAUUAAGUAUGCAGAUAAAAUAGAAGAAGUUCUAUUGCAAAAAGGAUUCCUAAUAUUACAGAAAAAGCGCGUACAUUUAACUCCAGAACAAGCAAGUGAAUUUUAUGCAGAACACUAUGGAAAAAUAUUUUAUGCAACUUUAAUUUCUUAUAUCAGCAGUGGUCCGAUAGAGGUAUUAGUCAUAGCUAGAGAAAAUGCCAUAUCUGCUUGUCGUGAAUUAAUUGGUCCACAAAAUGCAUUUAAAGCUAAGGCGAUUGCACCUGAAAGUUUAAGAGCUAUUUAUGGUACAGAUGAUCAGCAGAAUGGAAUACAUGGAAGCGAUUCAUUUACAAGUGCUGAAAGAGAAAUCAGAUUCUUCUUCCCAGAUAUGAUCGUUUCACAAGUUCCCGUAAAACUUGCAGCAAAAGAUUAUUUGGUCAGAAAUGUAAACCCAACUUUACUAAAAGGUUUAACAGAACUCUGCAAACAAAAGCCUAAGGAUCCAGUACUUUGGCUGGCCGACUGGUUACUGGAAAAUAAUCCGAAUAAACCACAUCCCAUCGAUAUAGUCACCUAUUGA